AUGCAACAAAGCACGUUUGAGAAUGAAAACAUGGCCAUAGGCGGAUGGGGCAAGUCUGAUACACGUAGCGAGUCUCAAGUGAAGUUAAGAGGGUGGAUAAACGUAGUUAACAACAAUGAAUGCGCCAAGGUCUACGACAAAGUUAAUCGUGCGAUUAUGAAAUCUCAGAUAUACGCAGGUAGCGGCCAUUACUCACGAGUAGAAUAG
Molecule: messenger RNA, 207 nt
Organism: Arctia plantaginis
Lineage: Eukaryota; Metazoa; Arthropoda; Insecta; Lepidoptera; Erebidae
Source: the annotation of a GenBank genome assembly